Molecule: messenger RNA, 1759 nt
Organism: Pistacia vera
Lineage: Eukaryota; Viridiplantae; Streptophyta; Magnoliopsida; Sapindales; Anacardiaceae
Product: L-ascorbate oxidase-like
Exons: 5
Coding region: 53-1759 (568 amino acids)
Cellular component (GO): extracellular region
Molecular function (GO): copper ion binding; oxidoreductase activity
Source: RefSeq, a predicted model, not a curated record
UCUUAAUCACAACUCUCAUCUUGUCUCUUUCCAGGAUUUAAGAGCUAUAGCCAUGGCUGUUGCAGAAAACUUGUUUAUUUUGUGUUUUUUGAUCAUUAUUUCCUGCGUAAAUAUUCCUCUUGCCGAGGCAAAAAUCCGGAGAUACAAAUGGGAGGUGAAGUAUGAGUACAAGUCUCCAGAUUGCGUCAAGAAAUUGGUGAUCACUAUUAAUGGAAGAACUCCAGGGCCAACCAUAGUGGCUGAGCAGAAUGACACCAUCAUUGUUGAGCUGAAGAACAGAUUGUUAACCGAGAAUGUUGCCAUCCAUUGGCAUGGAAUUCGACAGAUUGGAACUCCUUGGUUUGAUGGCACAGAAGGAGUCACUCAAUGUCCAAUUCUUCCGGGAGAGACAUUCACUUAUGAAUUUGUUGUUGACAGGCCUGGAACAUAUUUGUACCAUGCUCAUUACGGGAUGCAAAGAGAAGCUGGUCUAUAUGGAUCCAUUCGUGUAGCCCCAGAAAAACCUGAACCAUUUUCCUAUGACUACGAUCGAAGCAUCAUCCUGAACGACUGGUACCAUAAAAGCACUCAUGAACAAGCCACUGGCUUAUCCUCCAUUCCAUUCCAAUGGGUUGAAGAGCCUCAGUCUCUUCUGAUACAAGGGAAAGGAAAGUUUAACUGCUCUCAAUUGACUGCGCCAAGCUUAAACGUCUCCAGUUUUUGUGAUGUAUCAAAUCCUGAAUGUUCUCCUUAUGUAUUGACAGUAGUCCCUGGAAAAACAUUCCGGCUAAGGAUAUCCAGCUUGACUGCUCUAUCUGCCCUCAGUUUCCAAAUAGAGGGUCACAAUAUGACUGUUGUGGAAGCAGAUGGACACUAUGUAGAGCCAUUUGUGGUACAAAACCUAUUCAUAUACUCAGGAGAAACAUAUUCAGUCCUGAUAAAAUCUGACCAAGACCCUUCAAGAAAUUACUGGGCCACAACCAAUGUAGUCAAUCGACCUCCCAAAACUCCUGUAGGCUUAGCCAUUCUGAAUUACUAUCCAAACAACCCCAAAAGACUCCCUCCAACGGCUCCCCCACCAGGCCCCUACUGGGACGACGUUCAGCCCCGGGUGAACCAAAGCCUAGCCAUCAAAGCUCAUCAGAACUUCACCACUCCACCUCCCCCAAUCUCAGACAGGCUCAUUCUAUUUCUCAACACUCAAAAUCUCGUCAAUGGCUACCGCCGUUGGUCGGUGAAUAAUGUCUCCUUCAACCUCCCCAACAUACCUUAUCUCAUUUCACUAAAGAACGACUUAACUCAGGCGUUUGAUCAAACCCCACCUCCGAACGGAUUCAAUUUAACAAGCUAUGACAUUUACAAUAUUCCUGAGAACAGAAAUGGCACUGCUAGCAGUGCCAUUUACAGGUUGAGUUUCAAUUCAACGGUGGAUAUUGUUCUACAGAAUGCGAAGUAUAAUGAAAAUGGAAGCACCAGUGAGACGCAUCCGUGGCAUUUACAUGGGCAUGAUUUUUGGGUACUGGGUUACGGAGAAGGGAAGUUUGAUAUGUACAAGGAUCCAAGAAAGUACAAUUCGUUGAAUCCAAUCAUGAAGAAUACGGUGCCGGUUCAUCCUUAUGGGUGGACCGCUUUGAGAUUCGAGGCGGAUAAUCCUGGAGCUUGGGCUUUUCAUUGCCAUAUAGAGUCCCAUUUUUAUAUGGGUAUGGGCGUUGUGUUUGCAGAAGGAAUUGAAAGGCUCGGAAAGUUGCCUUCCUCUAUUAUGGGCUGUGUAGAGCACUAA